AUGAGAUGGAGACUCAACAUGUCACGGGGGCAGACGCGCUAUCCAGGCAAGAGGGCCCAGAGCAGAUGCAUUCGGAAUAGCCAGUGGCUAGGCCUAGGGCGUCAAUGUCAGGAGGCGACAGGACACAGAUGUGCCCAAACACGCCCAGGCAGGUGUCCCUCGCACUGUCCCGCUGGAAGCUGUGAAGGCCCAUCCCGGCCAGCGAUGCUGAUCCUGAGCUGUUCCUCCAAGCUGCGGCUGCUGGAGGGGAUGCUACAGCGGGGCCUGCCUGACACGCUGCCGGUCUACGGCGCUGUGAUGCAUGUGAACCGCGGGAACCCGGCUGGCCAGGAGGUGCUGGUGGAUUCAUGGCCAGCGUUCAAAACGGUCCUGACCCGGCCACGCAGAGAAGUGGCGCGGGACCCAAGCGAUUAUUUCACCAACUUGUACACGGCCUUCUACCGGGACGAGGGCGCCUGCCGGGCCCUGCUGGAGAACAGCCGCGCUGUGGACUGGGGCCAGGCCUUCCAGAUACAGGGGGCCCCUGCUGACAGCGCACGGCUGUCCCUGCAGGACGGGGUAUACGAGACCAUCAGGGACAUCGCCAGGGCCAGAGGGCUUGAGAUGGAGACGUAUCCGUACCGGCCGCUGCUGCACCCAGACCCACCUGCCAUGCCCCAGUAUCGGCCUGACAAGGGACUCAGGCUGGCCCCCGUGUCCCCCGCCCAUGCCAUGCUGCUCAGAGACACCUGGAACUUUGGGAGGAACAGCUGGAGCCUGCGGUACCUGUGCCUCCUGAUCCGCCACUUCCCCAAUGCCUGCCUGCUGGCCCCUGAGGGGACCCCCAUCUCCUGGUCCCUCACUGACCCGCUGGCUGCCCUGACGCACGGUUACACCCUCCCGGAGCAUCGCGGCCAGCACCACACAAGGCCCGUGGUGGGGACGCUGGCGGCACAGUUGCAUGCCCGCGGCUUCCCUGUAUACACCCGAGUGCUGCCCCACAACGAGCCUUCACUGCACACCCUGCAACGCCUCGGCUUCCGCAUCCUGCCUGGGGUGUUCUACCAGCUGAUGGUGAGGCCUGGGUUCACCCAGUCCCAGUCAGCCAGUGCCCUGGCCUCGGCCCAGGAUCCUGCACCCAGCUCUGGGGAACGGCCACACACACAUAGCACAUAG
This is a messenger RNA of Emys orbicularis (European pond turtle), 1155 nucleotides long. RefSeq names its product glycine N-acyltransferase-like protein 3. The transcript is spliced from 6 exons. The record is from RefSeq and is a predicted model, not a curated record. Gene Ontology annotation, molecular function: glycine N-acyltransferase activity. Lineage: Eukaryota; Metazoa; Chordata; Testudines; Emydidae. Bases 1 to 1155 code for a protein of 384 amino acids. Gene Ontology annotation, cellular component: mitochondrion.